UGUCUCUGUUUUCAUUCAGUGGAUGCUCAGUGGCCCUUGAACAGCUUGGACUUAACUGUUGACCGGCUGGCUGACAGGUGGCGCUUGGAGAAACAGUGAGAGCACUGUGUCGAGUGCCGCUGCAGGCUGAGACGCUUGGAGGAGCAGGAGCCAGCAGCAUGUUCAGGAUCCAGACUUGGUUGCUUCUCCUGGUUCUCUGCGUUGGGAACUUGGAGGCCUGGUUAUGGUUCUCAAAUCAAGAAACAACCACAGAGGGUCCAGUGGAGGCGGGAACGACGAAUGCCAUCAUGGCAACAGAAAUGAGUAAUGCCACCACGGCAACAGGAAUGACAGGUGUCACCUCGAUAACAGGAACAUCCGGUGCCACCUUGACAACAGGAAUCUCAGGUGCCACCAUGACAACAGAAGCUACAGGUGCCACCAUGACAACAGGAACAUCAGGGGCCACCACAACAACAGGAACGACAAAUGCCACCACGCCAAACGAAAUUACUGGUGCCACCACGCCAAAAGAAACUACAGGAGUCACCACGGCAGCAGGAACAUCAGGUGCCACCACGACAGCGAAUGCCAUGAAGAAGAAGGAAGAGGAGGAGGAUGACUUAUCCGGGGUUGGGGAAGAAAUCAUCAACGUGGCCACAGGAAUCCGUAAGUUUGUCGAGGCGUGGGACGCGACCCCGACCGCCAGGACUACUAACGGAGGCCUGACAGAGGAGGUGGAGAGCGCUAACCCUAACACAAUGGCAGAGAGCGGCGUCUCUUUGAUCCAGCUCAUCGGCGACCCUCCACCGGAUGAGAUCUCCAGGGCCUAUGGUCCGAGGGGGGAGGUCGCCUACGCCUUCACCCCUGCGGCAGUGUCGGGCCAACCGGCUCUGGCCCACGUCCCCAACCCUUUCUUCCGCCACUUCUCCCUCAUCUUCCACGUCAAGCCCUCCACCCCCGCCGCCUCCGUCCUCUUCUCCAUCACCGACGGGCCUCAGAGGCUCAUGUACAUCGGCGUCAAGCUCAGCGCGGUGCGGUCCGGCCGCCAGAGGGUGCAGUUCUUCUACACCGAGCCCGACUCAGAGGCUUCGUACGAGGCGGCCAGCUUUGACGUGCCGAGCCUGGUGGACACCUGGUCUCGCUUCUCGCUGUCCGUCUUCGAGGAGCAGGUGACCUUCUACCAGGGCUGCGACUCCGAGCCGCAGGUGGUGAAGUUUGAGCGUUCGCCGGAUCCCAUGGAGCUCGACACGGGGGCGGGGAUCUUUGUGGGUCAAGGUGGUGGAGCCGACGCCGACAAGUUCCAGGGUGAGAUUGCAGAGCUGAGAGUGGUGGGAAACCCCCGGGCAGCCGAGCGUCUGUGUGACGACGAGGACGACUCUGACGCCGCCUCUGGCGACUUCGGCAGCGGUGACGGCGACAGGAGACAGACGGGACACACCGUGAAGACCACGCCUGCCUCCCUCCGGCCAGUACCUGAACCACCUCUGAUCACCUCACAAGGAUCCAGACUCAGAGAAACAGGCCCUUCAGGUCCCGGCGGUGCUAAAGGUGAGAAAGGCGACAGAGGAGAGAAAGGCUCAAAGGGGGACAUCGGCCCCGCAGGACCAAAGGGAGAGUCGGGCUCCAGCUCUGGCUCUGGUUUCUCCUCUCAGGGUGGAGGACAGGCAGAAAAAGGUGCAAAGGGAGAAAAAGGUGCAAAGGGUAGCUCUGGCUUCGGUUACCCCGGCAAUAAAGGAGAACGCGGGGCUCAGGGGCCGCCCGGGCGGCCCGGUCCUCCCGGACCUGCAGCUGAGGUGGUUCGACUUGGGGACGGCUCUGUUGUGCAGCAGGUGUCUGGACCCCCCGGCCCGCCGGGACCACCAGGGGCAGAUGGAGCUGCAGGACCCGCAGGAGCUGAUGGAGAGCCUGGAGAUCCAGGAGAGGAUGGAAAAACUGGUCCCGCUGGGCCACGAGGGUUCCCAGGAAACUCAGGAAGUCCCGGCGCCAAAGGCCAAAAGGGUGAGAUUGGAGAGGGUCAACCAGGACCCAGAGGCCCCCCUGGUCUACCAGGACCUCCUGGACCUGGCACUGGUGACCGCCCGACGUUUUUUGACAUGGAGGGCUCGGGGUUCGCAGACUUGGACAGAAUCCGGGGUCCCCGUGGUCCUCCAGGCCCCCCAGGCCCUCCCGGCCCUCCUGGGACUUCAGUAGCACUGGGAGCCAGUGGUCCGGUAGCUUUCGGACCUCCUGGUCCACCUGGACAGGAUGGGGUCCCUGGUCUACCGGGCCCUCCUGGUCCUCCUGGUCCACCAGGUCAACCAGGACUCGUUGGAAUCAAGGGUGACACUGGUGAGCUCGGUCUUCCAGGAGCAUCGGGAGAAAAGCAAGACUCGCAAGACUCCAACUUUUUCACCGGCCUGUUCUCUUACUUUACUCCAACCUCUACGGGUGCUCAGGGUGAACCAGGAACGUCGGGUACACCUGGGCAGACUGGGCUGGCAGGGCUUCCAGGUCCCAUGGGACCAGUUGGACCGCCAGGACCCCCUGGGCCACCAGGGCCACCGUACCGUGUUGGAUUUGGUAACGAGGAUGGACUUGAGGUGACCAAUGGCGCGCCUGGACUCAGAGGCCCACCUGGACCACAGGGUCCACCUGGCAUUGCAGGUCUGCCUGGUAAACCAGGUCUGCCAGGCACACAUGGAAACAAAGGAUCAGAGGGACCACGAGGACCUCCUGGGAUAUCAGGUCUGGACGGGUUCCCCGGACAGUCGGGUGAAAAGGGAGAAAGAGGAGAGAAAGGAGAGAUGGGUCUGCCAGGGCGAGAUGGCGGACCGCCUGGACCUCCAGGGCCUCCCGGACCUCCGGGACAGAUCAUCAGCCAACCAACAGGCGAUUAUAAUGACGUAUAUUGGAGCGAAGGGUGGCAGGGGGGCUACGGCGUUCCGGGUCGAGCUGGAUUCCCAGGACCCAUGGGACCAAAAGGAGACAAAGGAGACACAGGUUCUCCAGGAUAUGCACCUAAAGGGCAGAAAGGAGAGCCUGGUCUCAUCAUGGGGCCUGAUGGGAGACCUCUGUACCUUGGCGGCCUGGCAGGACGGACGGGUGACAGUGGACCCCCUGGCCCUGUGGGACCUCCAGGUCCAUCCGGUCCUUCAGGUCAGAAGGGGGAGAUCGGGCUUCCAGGCAGACCGGGUCGACCAGGCCUGAACGGCCUCAAAGGAGAGAGGGGAGACUCAGGCGGUGGAGCUGGGUAUGGUUACCCUGGUCCUCCAGGUCCACCGGGCCCCCCUGGACCCCCUGGACCUCCUGCUCCCAUCGACAGACUCAGAGGAUAUGAGGAUUACGCGAGGUAUUAUCCAGCUGUUAAAGGAGAGAAAGGUGAUCGUGGACUACCUGGGACACUUGAAAUUCGAGGUUUCGGGUCAACCAUUGACAUUUACACUUUAAGGAAUGAGAUGAAAGGUGAAAUAGGCAGCCCAGGCUUGAAGGGGGAGAAAGGAGAACCGGGCGGAGGCUAUUAUGACCCCCGCUAUGGUGGGAGCGGAGUCGGACCCCCAGGAGAGCGUGGACCUCCUGGUCCAAAAGGCGACUCCAUCAUUGGCCCACCAGGCCCUCAGGGGCCAUCUGGACCACCAGGGAGAGGCUAUGAUGGGCAACCUGGACCACCAGGUCCACCUGGACCCCCUGGACCAUCCUUAUCUGGAACCCACAGAGGCACACAGACUAUCAGUAUUCCUGGACCACCGGGACCACCUGGAGUGCCUGGGCUACCUGGACACUCCUCAGGGGUGACAGUGUUGAGGUCUUAUGAUACCAUGACAGCCACCGCUAGAAGACAGCCUGAGGGCUCUCUGGUGUACAUCAUAGACCAAACAGAUCUCUACUUACGGGUCCGAGAUGGAGUUCGCCAAGUCCACCUCGGGAGCUACAUUCCUUUGCCCAGUGAGGACGGUAAUGAGGUUGCAGCUGUGGAGCCCCCACCAGUCGUCCCCUACUCUCCAGACCAGCACUCUGAAACCGACACCUCCGCCCACAACCCCCAAAGGCGACCUGAGAACCCCGUCCACCCUGAGCAUGAGUCACAGCCUGACCACCAUCACCCGACACACCCGGACCCCCGAUACCCAACCCACCCUGAUCCCAGAUACCCAAACCACCCUGAUCCCAGAUACCCAAACCAGCCUGAUCCCAGAUACACAACCCACCCUGAUCCCCGGCACCAACCUGACUCACGAUAUCAGCCGGAUCCGCGGUACCCAGCACCCACAGAUCCCAGGUUUCCAAGUUUAUCGGACCGGAUAAAUCAGCCAGAUGGUAGGUUUUCCGUUUUACACCCUGGGAACCCGGACACUCCCUACGCAGUCACUCCUCAACGAAGACCACCGCCUCCUGUGCCCGAGACACCAGUCCACCAUCAUACCUCAGGUCCAGGGCUCCACCUGAUCGCCCUGAACAGCCCUCAGACCGGCUUCAUGCGAGGCAUCCGCGGCGCAGACUACAUGUGCUUCACUCAGGCUCAGGCCAUCGGGAUGAAGGGAACUUUCCGGGCCUUCCUGUCCGCCAAACUCCAAGAUCUCCACAGCAUCGUCCGCAAGGCUGACAGGGACCGUUUGCCCAUAGUCAACCUGAAGGACGAGGUUCUGUUUGACAACUGGGAUGCCAUCUUCAAUGACGGCAGGAUAAGGGACAACGUGCCGAUCUACUCCUUUGAUGGCAAAGACGUUCUCAGCGACAGCACAUGGCCAGAGAAGAUGAUGUGGCACGGGUCGACCAGCGUGGGCCAGCGGCACGUGGACAACUUCUGCGAGACGUGGCGCGUGGGCGACCGGUCUCUGGCAGGCAUGGCGUCGUCGCUGCAGAGCGGCAGCCUGCUCCAGCAGAGCUCCAGCAGCUGCUCCAGCGGCUACGUCGUGCUGUGCAUCGAGAACAGCUACAUCAGCCACGCCAAGAGAUAGAGACACACACACACACACACACACACACACACACUGGACAAAGGGAAGUCCCAGAGCAGUCAGCCAUGCUUUUGUCCACACAUACUUUUCUAUCUAUGCCCUGUAUGUGGUGCUUUGUAAAUAAGUUUCUUCUCAUGAAUCAUUAGUUUAUGUUUGUUAGCCCCUCCUAUAUGGUGCUACACAGGAUUAUUCCAUAUGAUGAACCUAAGUUAAGCUCAGGUGACAUACACUAACACGCCCUCCGGCAGCCAUAUUGGAAGUCCACAGCUUUUAGGCUCCGGUCGCCUUAAAAGCUGAAUGCGUUUCCAAAAGCCUUCUUGUCUGUGCACAUAAAUGCUGCAUUUCUUUGCCGUUAACUUGUUAGCUAGCAGUUGCUAUUAUGUUGACAUACAUGAUUGAAAUUAGCAUGCCUGAUGCUAGCUAAUUAGCCUAGUUUUUAUUUUCCCAGACAUCUAUCACUGAGAUUUAUGCCAUGAGCCCAACACAAUGGAGGUGAAGGCGUCUUCACUGAUAAACGACUGAAUAAUUUGCCAGUAACUCUUAAAACAACAUGUUCGACUGUUUGAGAGCACCAGUGACGGGCGGACUGCGCCAGCGUCGUCUCGUGGUUAACGUUGUGCAGUAUUGUUAGCUUUAGGUAGCAAAACUACCUGGUUAGGUUGAGGAAAAGUUCAUAGUUUGGGCUAAAAGUUAAAAUGUGAAAAUGUUGACACAAACAGCAGUCUCCAGGGUGGAAGUCCCGUGUCCAUCCAGCUCAGGUUGCCCUUUAUAUACCUGACUUCCUUCUUUGCUCCCAUCAUAAUUACUACAACCACUAGAGGUCGCUGCCUGACAAUAAACAGAAAUAGGGGUCGCAAUAACAUCCUUGCACAGACGACCUAUACGCCUGUGAAUCAACAUCCAAAGUAACCAAGACAUGAUCUGGAUUCUCACGUUUGUGCCUCUCAUUACUUUCAGUCAGAGCGAAGCUUCUGCUUUUCUAAAAAAGAAUAAGACAGAAAGACUUUGAAGAAGGUGUAAAGGCAUUUCAAAAAAUUAUUCUGCUCAAAGGUGAAAUUACAGACGGGAAUGGCACAAGACUUAGAUAUCACCAGAUAUUUCUGGUUUACUAGAUGGAAGAUAGGGUCAAAACAUGGGAAAUGAGAGACACAUUGCUGUUAUACUAUGUAAUUCUCCAAUCAUGUGACUUCAAUCUUAUUAUGUUGGGAAGAAAAAUGAAUAAUAAAUAUGUCAAAACACACCGCAGCUAAGAAAAGACAGACUGGAGAAAGUAAACUGAUCUCAGACAGACUGAUCUUCCUUGUCUUCCUGCCUGUGAUUAACCAAAAAACCUGUAUCAUGCCAGUGUUAACACACCAAAUGUACAACUCAAGUACCAAAAAGCAGUGUUAGAAACGUUUUAAACAAGGUUUCCUGUGGCUUUAAAUUCCACUUUUUAUAUGCAGUAUUUGUCAGUGCUGGAGUGCUGAUAGAAUCUCCUAAAACGGUGCAGUUAGCAACACAUUUCAGCCUCGAAAAGCAGGAUAAACAUGAGUUAUUGAAUGAGAAAUGUAUAUUUUCUAACUUUCUAACUUCUUUGCCUUUACACUGAUGCUACCUGUAACCCAUAGCACUUGAGUAAUAGCCUUUUUUUUUGUGACUGUCUUACAUGGGAAGAUAUUUUCAAAUCGUAUUAUUAGCAAUAACAAAGGGAUAUUUAUUUUUUACAAACUGUGCAUUUUCUAGUUCAAGUAUAAUGUGUGAUGUGAACGCUUUCACAAAUAACAUUUUCCAAAUACAUCCAGCGAACGUGCAAACGCCACUCGAGGACGUGCAAUGCUUAUUUUAAGCUUGAGCACACGUUCAGCACACAGAUUCAGCUGAUGUACAGAUAUCUGAAUAGGAUUCAGCCAUAAAUGUUUGUCUAUGCACUGUUGCUUUUUAUUUGUUUUUGCUUUUUAUUCAAGAACAGCACAUGCACUGCAGCUCUGGAGAACAGAGUGCUGUUUUCCUGUAUUAACGGUGCCAUAACGAAUGGACUUGUGUUAACUCUUCCAGGUUAUUAUCUGUUUUCUCCUUGUGUGAGCAACAUUUCUGGAAUGCUGCAUCUCACUGAAUAAACCUGAGUGGAAAGUG
Messenger RNA from Chelmon rostratus (copperband butterflyfish), 7031 nucleotides. Its product is annotated as collagen alpha-1(XVIII) chain-like. The coding region runs from base 159 to 4916 and encodes 1585 amino acids. NCBI's taxonomy places the organism in Eukaryota, Metazoa, Chordata, Actinopteri, Chaetodontiformes, Chaetodontidae. The record is from RefSeq and is a predicted model, not a curated record. The transcript is spliced from 43 exons.